AAUUGUUGCAAUUUACUUGUCUACCUUAAAUCAACUUUUUUAUUUAAAAAAAAAAAAUUUUUUUUCUGUUUUAAUAUUUUUAAAGGAAAUCAAGGUAAGAACGCGCAAGUUAAACAAAAAAAAAAAAACAAACAAGCAACAAAUCUUUUGGAUUAAUCGGUUUUAAUUUUUUUUUAUUCGGUUUUUAUGCUUUAUUUUUGGAAUUUAAUAUUAUAUUACAACAUAAAUAAGUACUUAUGUAUUAAAUAAAAAAAGAAAAAAAGAACAAAAUCAAAAUAAGCAUCAUCAUCAACAUAACCUUUACAUAUUGAUGUACAUACCCAUAUAUGUAUAUAUAUAUAAGUUAUCUGCAUAUACACAUUAAUAUACGGCAAUAAUUUUAUAAGAGCAUCAACAUUUUACCAUAAACACAGUACAACUUUAUUGCCUCUUUUUUUUCAUUCUGGAUUUUUUGGUUUCUUACUAUUUUUUUUGGAAUAUUUUGUCUCGCAUAUACAUAAGUAAUCUCGCGCAAUGGAGCCGGAACUUAAAAGGUAAAUAUGAACAACUUUAAAUAAAUUCAAUGAAUUUUCUGUUUUUUCUUCUUUAUAAAAUUAUGAAUGAAGAAUCAGAAUCACUGCAAGAUUUAAUUAAAUUGAUAUCAAAAAUAAAAACUAGGCCAAUAAAACGAUCUCCAGCACAAUUAUCAUAUUUACAACAAUCAAUAUCAUUAACAAGUCAUCAAUCAAAAGAAGGAUUAUUAUCAUCAUCAUCUAUUCAAAAAAUUGGUAUAAAUACAGCAUCAACAACAGCAAUAACAACAACUACAACAACAACAACCGCAACAACAUUAACAAAAUCAGAUCAAUUAUAUAAUUUAAAUGAAAAUUGUGCUAAUUCUUUACCAAAUAUAAGUAAUCCUUUAUUUUCACCUACAUCAAGUGCCAAUAGAAAAUUAUCAAGUCCUUUACCAACAUCACCAUUACCAAGUCAUCGUUCAAUGUUUAAUUAUAAUAAACAACAACAACAUCAACAACAACAACAAUCGCUGCAUUCAAAUUUACAAUCGCGUCCAUCAUCCCAAAUGCAACAACAUCACCAAUUACAACAGCAGCAACAACAACAACCACCACCACCCUUACCUCCAACACAUCAACAACCAUAUCAUCAUAAUAUUCCAAUUUUAUCUAAUAGUAUACAACGUCUUCCACCCUCAUCAUCUUCAACAUUAUCAAUAGAAAAUCGUUUACAAAAUUCUGGAGGGAUUGGUUGUUUUCAAUCAUCAUCAUCAACAUCAAUUAAAUUUAAUUCACCAUCACCAAGUAGUACAACAAUGCCAUCAUUACCACCAUUACCAUCACCAUUACAAGCAUCAUAUUCAUCAUCAUCAUUAAAACCAUUAGCAUCAUCACCAUUAUUACAUCAUUAUCAACAGCAAGGCGUUAUUACAGCCGGAACACAUCCAAAUUAUUUAGUUGGACCACAACUUGAUAUCCAAAGACAUUCACAAUCAGAUGAUGAUAGUGGUUGUGCUUUAGAAGAAUAUACAUGGGUACCGCCCGGUUUGAGACCCGAUCAGGUUAGAUUGUACUUUUCAUUGAUACCAGAUGAUAAAGUGCCAUAUGUUAAUAGUCCAGGUGAAAGAUAUCGUGUUCGACAAUUAUUACAACAACUACCACCGCAUGAUAAUGAGGUACGUUAUUGUCAUUCGUUGACUGAGGAAGAACGAAAAGAAUUGAGGCUAUUUUCUACACAACGAAAAAGAGAUGCUUUAGGUAGAGGCACAGCAAGACAACUUUUAAAUAUAAAACAAUGCAAUGGGUGUGAAGAUAUCAUUUCUGCUGGAGAUAUAGCAGUAUAUGCUUCACGUAUUGGACCAAAUGCAUCAUGGCAUCCAAAUUGUUUUAAUUGUAGUGUAUGUAAAGAACUUUUAGUUGAUUUAAUAUAUUUUUGUCGAGAUGGAAGACUUUAUUGUGGUCGUCAUCAUGCUGAAACCUUAAAACCUAGAUGUUCUGCUUGUGAUGAAAUCAUUCUCGCUGAUGAAUGUACAGAAGCAGAAGGACGUGCUUGGCAUAUGACACAUUUCGCUUGUUUUGAAUGUGAAAAACAACUUGGUGGGCAACGAUAUAUAAUGCGAGAUGGUAAACCGUAUUGUUUACAAUGUUUUGAUACUAUGUUUGCUGAAUAUUGUGAUUUUUGUGGUGAACCAAUUGGUGUCGAUCAAGGUCAAAUGACACAUGAUGGACAGCAUUGGCAUGCAUCAGAUGAAUGUUUUUCAUGUAAUACAUGCCGUUGCUCCUUAUUAGGAAGACCAUUUUUACCAAGACGUGGAUCAAUUUAUUGUUCUAUAGCAUGUAGCAAAGGUGAACCUCCUACACCAUCAGAUAGUUCAGGACCACAAACAAUGCAGCAUACACGAUCAGCUGGUAGAUCUCAAUUAAAUCAAGAUUUUCAUAGAGAAUCAUUAAGUCCAUCAUUAUCACCGAGAAUAAUGGAUGAACAACAUCAUGAUAUAGUUAAUUCAACAGUAUUUAAUUUUCCUCGUGUCCAUGUACCAAAUGAAUCAAAAUCUACAAAUGAUAUAUUAUAUAAUUAUGCAUCGAAAUUAAAAGAAGAUAAAGAUUUAACAGAUUUUUCUGGUGGUCCAUCAAACUCUUCACAAAAUAUGACACCAUUAACAUCACCAAGUGAAUUUAAUGAAUUAAUAUCGAUAGCAGCACAAAAGAGACAGCAUCUUCAACAAUCAAAUUUUGAUCCAUUUACCUUCAAUGAAAUGAAUAUUAAUUUAGAUAUAUUAAAAUCAAAAUCAAAUAAUUCAGGAAAUCGACAUAAUAAAUCUGUUCAUAGCUUACAUAAAAUGAAUUCUUCAAUGACAUCAAGUAUGCCUGAAUUAUCAUCAGUACAUGAUUCCGAUAAUGAAAAUUCACCUCAUCAUAAUAAUAAUAAUAUAAUUCCAACAAUUCAAUCACCAAAUGAAAUGCCAGAACUUCCAACACCCGAUAUAUCAGUAGCUUCCAAUGUACCUGAAUUCCUCGAUAAUAUGUUAUUAUCAUCAGAUAUCCAUAAUAAUCAACAUCAUCAAUAUCAUAAUCAUAAUUUACAGCAUUUACAAUAUAAUAUUCAUCAUCAACAGCAACAACAACAACAGCAAUAUAAUAUGCCCGAUAGCAUUAAGAUAACAACAAAUCAACAGCAUUUACUACAUCAUCAGCAACAAAAACAACAACAACAGCAAAAUGAAUUACAUCAACAACAGCAACAACAUCAUCAAAUUCAUCAUCAUUUACCGACAUCAUCAUCUUUAAAACCAGAAAAAGAUAAGAAAAAAGGUGUACGUUUUGAAGGUAUACCUGAUACAUUACCACGUUCAAGAAGUUAUUCAGGUAGUGGUGGUAGUACUACUAAUCAAAAUAAUUCAAAUAAUGGAAAUGGUCAUCAUCAUUCAUCUAGACGUCGACGUCGAAGAAAAUCAUCUUGCAAAAAUUUUAGUUUAUUACAACAAUCAACAUCAUCAUCAUCAACAACAGCACCAGCAUCAGCAGGAGGACUUAAAUCAAAUGAACAAAAUCAAAUAAAUGAAUUACAACCAUCUACAAGUAGUAGUUGUAUUGGUAAUUCUAAUAUCAGUGGUGUUAAUUCUAGCAGCUAUCCAUUGCAAUCAAUAAUGAGAAAUCGUGGUAAUAUAUCUACAUCAGCUAUUGGUGAUACAGAUGCAUUCAGCGAUUGUUCAACAUGUUCAUCGAGUUCGUCUAGCUCAGAUGAUUAUUUAUAUCAAAUACCUUUAAGGCGACCCUAUGGUGGUGUUCGUGUUAGUUAUGUACCAAAUGAUGCAAUCGCAUACGAUCGUAAACGUAAACAGAAUACAGAUCCUGAAAAAGACAAAAAUUGUAUUAUAUCGUGACGAUAUUUAAUUAUUGUUUAUGGUACAAAGUACCACCUUUAGUUAGUUUACUCUAUACAUAUGUAUGUAACGUAAACAUUAAUAUAUACCCAUAUUAUAAAUGCAUUUAUAUGAAAUAUAUAGUCUAUCAAUGUUAAUAUGUGUAAAUAUAUAUACAUUGAAUACAAUAAUAUAGAAUUAGGCCUAAAUAGUGAGGAUCAUAUUUGAAAAACUCUUUAGGGCAAGAUACAAUAAAAUAAAAAAAUUAAAAAAUGCAAAAAAAAAAAAUGUAAAAAAAAAUAUCACGAAUGUAUCAUUGUAAUUUUCGACGUACAAAGUAGUUUUAUAUUUUUUUAUUAACAUUAUUAAAAGAAAAAAUUAAAAAAAAGU
This is a messenger RNA of Condylostylus longicornis, 4249 nucleotides long. RefSeq names its product protein prickle (gene pk). The record is from RefSeq and is a predicted model, not a curated record. The transcript has 8 exons. Gene Ontology annotation, molecular function: zinc ion binding. Lineage: Eukaryota; Metazoa; Arthropoda; Insecta; Diptera; Dolichopodidae. The coding region runs from base 563 to 3880 and encodes 1105 amino acids.